AUGAUAAAAGACAAGGAAGCAGUAAAAGAAGACGAGGAAGAAGACAUUCAACAUCGCCUACAAGAUCUUAAGAUUUCUUGUCCUGAAAUUCAAUGUUUGAAUGACUUAAAUGCCACUCCAAUGGACUUAAAAACGAAUCUCAAGCUCCUGGAAUUACAAGUGACACAGCUACGGACGCAAUUACUGGCUGCUGUAGCGCAUCGUGAAGACAAUGACGUGGCUUUUCGACAAGCAGCAGAGUAUGCAACAGCUAAAGGUUCAGCCAAUGGGGUUCUCCAUGCACUCUUUGAUCAGGCAAGUGCUGGGAAAACAGCGGUUCUAACGGCCUAUUUAGAUACUGGUUCGAUUCCUACACGAGACGGACUAAGACAUUGUAAACUCGAUCUUCGUACGAUUCGUAAUGAAGUUGGAGCUACGCUGCUUCAUGUGGCAGUAGGGGUAUCCACUGCAAGGCAAAAUGUCAAGGUGAAGCUCGUGCAUUUGCUAGUGGAUAGAGUGGGUUUUGAUCCGAAUGUCCAGAAUGUGUUUGGACAGACACCGUUACAUGUUGCAGCGAUGGGAGGAUACCCAGAGGUGGUACAAGCGUUAUUGGAUCGAGGCGUGAAUCCCAUAGCUCAAGACAGAGCUGGUUUUACUGCAUUGUCGCUCGUUCGGACGUUGUCAAGACCUCCGCAUGAGGUUGUUAAAUUAUUAGUGGAUGCAGAAAGCGCAGCAAUGCAGAGUAUGCGCGUGAGAUCGGAUUCGGUCCACUUAUCUAAAGCGCUUGCGUCAGCUUUAUUCCUUCGAGGAUUGUCUCCGUUCACUCUGCCACAUCAAUCUGGUGCAUUUGCUCAGCAAACUGCAGCGCUGGUGAACAUAUUUCUAGAAGGUGAACAAGAAGGUGACGUGGCCUUUGACAAACUUCUCCAGGAGCGGGUCUCGAUGCUGUUCGAUGCUGUGCCUACUUGUCAAAUUGUUCGUCUGGAUACAAUCUUUGCAUGCAGCCUUUACUCGGACUCAGGUUUUGUUGACAAUCUAAAACUUGAGGCAGAUAGAUAUGGGUUUUCACUCGUGUUGCCAGCCGUAACUUCUGCUGCGCUUUUUGGACCGACUUGGGUGGGUGUGCUGUUAAAGCUCGUCCAGCGUUUCAAAGUGGAGAUGGCCAAAGCUGCGUCAACUGAUUGCCCAACGAACGACAAUUUGGCAGCUCCAGCUACUUCAUGCGUUUUAAACGACGAGGACGUGGUGAUUGAGGAAGGUAGUAAUAAAGAGCUGAUAGCCUCGCCACUGCGCAAGUUAUCGACGACCUCUUUGUCUUCGUCAUGCUCGGUCGACUCACGUUCCGCAUUGUACUACGCGGAUCAGGAGACGGCUACUGCUACAGCCCGUAAAGUUUGGUACUACGCGGUGUUGUUCAAGGCCUCGACGUCCUCUUUUCCAGGAACGCUUUUGGUAACGCCCGAGAGCGAUGUUGCAGUCUCAUCAGAGGAGGUGUCCAUGUAUUUUCCGCUGGAAGACCGCCUUUUGAUCGGCUCGGGAGAGUAUUUUGCAACCGAAUACAACCCACAGACACGCGAAAUUCGGCUGGAUCGUAACUACGAUGGAAAAGAAGCUGUCACCGUGAAGGCAUAUGUUACAGGAGCGUGUUCAUCUCAGCGGCCUCCUUAUGUUGCACUCAAAAGGAUAUGGGAGCGCCAGCCCGGUAAUAAGUACGAAGACCAAAUGAGCAGCGAGCAGGAACUCUUUCAAGACUACCAGUUUUUGGAUCCAGAAAGUGAAUACGAGGUAGCAAUCAAACUCGGGCCAAUACCGAGCAGAAAGGAUGCGAAAGAAAUUGUUGCAGAAUGGAAGCGAGCUGCUAAGCAGCUUUUCGAUUCUCGAGAAUGCAAAUCUGAUUUAGCGUGCUGUCAAUAUUAUUGUCAACAGCGUAAUGGUCAUUCCUUGUGUUUGGGUACGUUAGCUGUACUUGGACAAGGUCUUGCCAAAAGUCGUCUGGGACGCAUAACAUAUUCCAAGUCUUUGAAACCUCGUGCCUCUCUUCAACGCCUUCAGAAUCGUUUCAGAGGAACGGAAGAGUGGCCAGGUUCAGCAUCUAAUGUUACACCAGUGAUGCUGGCAAGUCCACCGUAA
Molecule: messenger RNA, 2109 nt
Organism: Peronospora belbahrii
Lineage: Eukaryota; Oomycota; Peronosporomycetes; Peronosporales; Peronosporaceae
Source: the annotation of a GenBank genome assembly